AUGUCUCGAUCUCACCAACCACGGCUUUCCAGCGCCAUCGUCAUUGCCCUCCUCUGCAUCAACUCCUCCAUAGCCAGUCCAGUCGCAAACGCCGACCGCUCCCACGUUUCCAUCAUCGGCGCAUCCGAGCCCGUACACAUCAUACUCUCUGAAGACCUCCCUCCAGAGCGAUCUUCCCUUAAUGGUGGCAGCACCAUGGUCAAUGACGGCACAACCGUAACUACUUCUUUCAAAAACCGCAGAAACCUAGCGCAGAGGAGAGACUCGCUCUCCAUCGUCUCUGUGUCCGAGCCCGUACACUUUAUCCCCAUUGAAGACCUGCCACCAGAGCGACCUUUUCCCAAUGGUGGCAGCACCACGGUCAAUGACGGCACAACGGUUACUACUACUUUCAACGACCGCAGAGACAUGGUGCGGAGAAGAAAUUCCGUCUCCAUCGCAUCUGCAUCGGAGCCCGUAUACGUCAUCCCCACUGAAGAAAUACCUCCUGGCCACAUUUCUAACAGUGGCAGCAGCAGCACCACCAAUGACGGCACGACCGUAACUACUACAUACACAACACCCCCGAACCUCUUGCAGACCAAAUCCAAUGUCACGGGCAGUGUCAAUCUUAUCAAUGUGAGAAACCUGACUUCUCCAGUCUCAGAGAUAGACAUGGGCUUGAACUGCGAAGGCAGCGUAAUCAUGUGCAUCGGCUCUGCCCAAAUGGGUGUCAUGCACACCCUGCGCGACUACACGUACGCCAUCCCAACUGGGUACCGUUACUAUGCUGGGCAAGAUAUCGCCUGCAUGAAGCACAAUGUCUACCCGAACCCUUGGAUUACCUGGGGCUUCUACUGCAUUUUCAUGCAGGGGAACAUACCGGCGGCGGGGGUGGACGGUGCGUUGAUCCAGUUGAAAAUGCAGCAAAUGAUUGAGCAUCACUGUCUGGGGUGCGGUAGCGUGCCGUUUAGCGACGAUAAUGACCCAAGGACCUUGGGGAUCUUGACGGUCAACUAUGUCCGUCAGAGCGAGUGCGAGGGAUUGUGCUAUUAUAGACCUCCUGGGAUUGCCGCGAAUGCGGCUGUGAAAGUUCCGCAAGGUAUGACUCUGGUUUCAUAG
Letharia lupina is the source of this 1101-nucleotide messenger RNA. RefSeq lists its product as uncharacterized. NCBI's taxonomy places the organism in Eukaryota, Fungi, Ascomycota, Lecanoromycetes, Lecanorales, Parmeliaceae. The transcript has a single exon. Bases 1 to 1101 code for a protein of 366 amino acids. Gene Ontology annotation, cellular component: extracellular region. The record is from RefSeq and is a predicted model, not a curated record.